Molecule: messenger RNA, 1306 nt
Organism: Rhinichthys klamathensis goyatoka
Lineage: Eukaryota; Metazoa; Chordata; Actinopteri; Cypriniformes; Leuciscidae
Gene: rnaseh1
Product: ribonuclease H1
Exons: 8
Coding region: 177-1070 (297 amino acids)
Biological process (GO): DNA replication, removal of RNA primer
Molecular function (GO): magnesium ion binding; RNA-DNA hybrid ribonuclease activity; nucleic acid binding
Source: RefSeq, a predicted model, not a curated record
GUCAACGUGGGUGGGUGCACAUUCUGUGGAGGUUUUGCUAGCGAAACGAAAGUCAAAACUGUUGGAUCCAUAAGCAUUUUGUGAAAGUCUUUGUCAGGUUAUUUUUAUGGUUAUUGUCAUUUCAAAUGCCACGACUAAAGGAUAUUGUAAUGUUUACUCUGCCCUGAGCAGAGACUAUGUUGAGAUUGCCUGGGUUUUUCAAUGUUGUACGCAGGACUCUCUGUAACGCCGCAGAAGAGAUGGGCAAGAAGGGAACAUUUUUCUACGCUGUGAGGAAAGGAUUUAAACCAGGAGUGUACCAAACAUGGGAGGAAUGUAAACAUCAGGUGGAUAAGUUUCCCUCCGCAAGUUAUAAGAAGUUUGGCUCUGAAAAGGAUGCUUGGGCCUUUGUGAGGAGCCAAUCUGCAGCACCAUCUUUUGGGAGACCAACUGGAUGUGACUAUGAGGUCCUGCCUCCCAGAAACGUGCCUGAUUCCUCAAUGGCUGUACCCCUUGGAAGUAAAAGAACCCAUGAGGACUCUGAAGAUGAGGGACCUUCCUGUCCGAAACGAGUGAAACUCAUUGAGGUCCCACUGUCAAAGACAGCUGCAGCCAGUAGUGAUGGAUUUACCUAUAUGGGUGAUUCUGUAGUGGUGUACACUGAUGGAUGUUGCUCCGCCAAUGGAAGACGAGGAGCGCGUGCAGGAAUUGGUGUAUAUUGGGGUCGUGAUCAUCCACUUAAUGUGGCUGAGAGGCUUUCAGGGAGGCAGACCAACCAAAGAGCAGAAUUACAGGCUGCAUGCAAGGCACUCGAGCAGGCCAGAGAAAUGAAUUUUAAAAAGAUUGUACUAUACACGGACAGCAAGUUCACCAUAAAUGGCAUCACAAGUUGGGUAAAGACCUGGAAGUCUAAUGGCUGGAGGCUUAAAAGUGGUGGGGUCAUAAUCAACAAGGAAGACUUCCAAAAGCUGGAUAAACUAAAUGCAGACCUUGAGGUCGUAUGGAUGCAUGUACCAGGUCAUGCUGGGUACACAGGCAAUGAGGAGGCAGACAGACUGUCCAGGGUGGGAGCAGCAAAGCCCCCAUGUUAGCACACUGUUGUCACAUUCAUUUUAUAAUGAUGCAUUGUUUUAGGUGCCUAGGCUGUGUGGCUCUAGUUUGUUUAUGCUUGAUGGCUAAUGCACUUUUUCUUAUUUUGAUCUUGUUUUGCUAGUGUUGUGAUGUUGCAAACAACACUUGAAACAAGUUUUUUUAUUUUCUGAAGAGUGAUGUCUAUCUAAAAUGUUUGUUUUUGAUUGUUCUGUCAAUUAAAUUGUCAUGUUCCUGA